UGCAGCGGUAGCCAGAUCUGCAACACGGGGCUGGGUUCAUGGCGGCGACGGCGGUGGCAGCGGGGAGCGGGGUCGCGGCGGGGACUGAGUCGGCCGAAGGGCCCCGGGGCCCGGUGGCGGCGCUGGAGCUGUGGCUCAACAAAGCCACAGACCCAAGCAUGGCAGAACAGGAUUGGUCAGCUAUCCAGAAUUUCUGUGAGCAGGUGAACACUGACCCCAAUGGCCCCACACACGCGCCCUGGCUGCUGGCCCACAAGAUCCACUCUCCGCAAGAGAAAGAAGCUCUUUAUGCCUUAACGGUGCUGGAGAUGUGUAUGAACCACUGUGGAGAGAAGUUCCAUGGUGAGGUGGCUAAGUUCCGCUUCCUGAAUGAGCUGAUCAAAGUGUUGUCUCCAAAGUACCUGGGGUCCUGGGCCACAGAAAAAGUUAAAGGAAGAGUCAUUGAAAUACUCUUUAGUUGGACAGUCUGGUUUCCAGAAGACAUCAAGAUUCGAGAUGCCUAUCAGAUGCUAAAAAAACAAGGAAUUAUAAAACAAGACCCUAAGCUACCAGUGGAUAAAAUCUUACCUCCACCUUCUCCCUGGCCUAAGAGCUCAAUCUUUGAUGCUGAUGAAGAAAAGUCAAAGCUUCUGACAAAACUUCUGAAGAGCAACCACCCUGAGGAUCUUCAGGCUGCAAACCGGCUGAUCAAGAAUUUGGUCAAGGAGGAACAAGAAAAAUCAGAGAAGGUGUCCAGGAGAGUCAGUGCCGUGGAGGAAGUACGAAGCCACGUGAAGGUGCUGCAGGAGAUGCUGAGCAUGUACCGCAGGCCAGGGCAGGCCCCACCAGACCAGGAAGCCUUGCAGGUCGUGUAUGAAAGGUGUGAAAAGCUGCGGCCUACCCUGUUCCGGCUGGCAAGUGACACCACUGAUGAUGAUGACGCGCUUGCUGAGAUUCUCCAGGCAAAUGACCUCCUCACCCAAGGAGUUCUGUUGUACAAACAGGUGAUGGAGGGCCGUGUCACCUUUGGACAUACAGUGACCAACUCAGUGGGAGACAUACCUGUCUCCAGAGUCUUUCAGAAUCCAACAGGCUCCAUGCAAAACUGUCCCCUGAUUGACUUAGAAGUGGAUGAUGGAUCUACGCAGGCUGGGGCUGUCGCACCAUCUUUGCUUCAUCAGGACCUGGAAGCCUUAGGAAUCAGUGAUGCUCCUGUUAUGAACAAGGUUGCUGGUCAGAAUUGUUGUAAGGAAAAGAGGAAUUCCUCUUCCAGCACACUGCUGGGUGGUAGUAGUCAAAGCCCUUCUGGAGACCAGAACUUGCUCGAUCUUGUCUCACCACAGUCAUCUGCUGGUCCUCUGAAUUAUGUCUCACAGAAAAGCAUCCCUAAAGAAGUGCCACCAGGUACUAAGUCCUCUCCAGGUUGGUCCUGGGAGGCUGGCCCAUUGGCUUCUUCUCCAUCUUCACAGAAUACACCUCUGGCUCAAGUGUUUGUUCCUUUGGAGUCUGUUAAACCCAGCAGCCUGCCGCCUGUGAUUGUGUAUGACCGGAAUGGAUUCAGAAUUCUGUUGCACUUCUCCCAGACUGGGGCCCCUGGCCACCCUGAAGUACAGGUGUUGCUCUUGACUAUGAUGAGCACUGCUACCCAGCCUGUUUGGGACAUCAUGUUUCAAGUUGCUGUGCCAAAGUCAAUGAGAGUAAAGCUGCAGCCAGCAUCCAGCACCAAGCUUCCUGCAUUCAGCCCUUUGAUGCCUCCAGCUGUGAUAUCUCAGAUGCUUCUUCUUGACAAUCCACAUAAAGAACCUAUCCGGUUACGAUAUAAGCUAACAUUUAACCAAGGAGGACAGCCUUUCAGUGAAGUAGGAGAAGUGAAAGACUUUCCAGACCUGGCUGUCUUGGGUGCAGCUUCUUUUCACAAGAUGGACCCUUCAGUUCAUGCUUAGGCCAGUGUUACUUUUGCUGUCUAGACUGAACUAGUCAUGGUGUUUUAGUGCACAGUGCCAAGAGUUCUAUCCUGACAUCAUGC
Otolemur garnettii (small-eared galago) is the source of this 2005-nucleotide messenger RNA. It is a transcript of the gene GGA2, whose product is annotated as golgi associated, gamma adaptin ear containing, ARF binding protein 2. Lineage: Eukaryota; Metazoa; Chordata; Mammalia; Primates; Galagidae. The record is from RefSeq and is a predicted model, not a curated record. The transcript is spliced from 17 exons. The coding region runs from base 39 to 1922 and encodes 627 amino acids. Gene Ontology annotation, molecular function: small GTPase binding; ubiquitin binding; phosphatidylinositol binding. Gene Ontology annotation, biological process: vesicle-mediated transport; intracellular protein transport. Gene Ontology annotation, cellular component: trans-Golgi network.